UUUAUUUUUAUUGUCAACGCUAAGAUAUAAAGAGAGAGACGCUUCUUAUAGCUCUGUUUCGAUACAGAACACAAAACAAUGGAGUCUCAGUCUCAGAGUAGUCAACCUGAAACCCCAAAACGUUUUCGGUUCACCGGUAUGUUCCAUAAGCUAAGGACUAAUCUUGUUUUCAGGUCGAAGCUAGCCGAAAUAAACGGUGCAAUGGGUGAUCUUGGUACUUACAUACCAAUCGUUCUUGCUUUAACUCUUGCCAAGGAUUUGGAUUUAGGCACGACGCUGAUAUUCACCGGCAUAUACAACGCGAUAACCGGAGCGGUUUACGGCGUCCCCAUGCCGGUUCAACCGAUGAAAUCGAUAGCAGCCGUGGCGAUUUCGUCUACCGCUGAAGAUUUCGGUAUACCGGAGAUUAUGGCUGCUGGAAUUUGCACCGGAGGGAUCUUGUUCGUGUUGGGGAUCUCUGGUUUGAUGCAGCUUGUGUUCAAUAUUAUUCCUUUAUCGGUUGUUAGAGGGAUUCAACUGUCACAAGGCUUAGCGUUUGCGAUGUCUGCGGUUAAGUAUGUAAGGAAAGAGCAGAACUUUACAAAGUCUAAGAGUGUUGGUGAUAGGCCAUGGUUAGGGCUUGAUGGUUUGGUUUUGUCUUUGGUUUGUGUUCUGUUUAUAGUUCUUGUGAAUGGAGAUGGGGAAGAAGAGGAGGAAGAAGAAGUUGAAGAAGAUGGUUCGAGAGGAAGAAGAAGAAGAAGACGGAUAAGGAGUUUUAUAGCUAAUGUGCCAUCUGCUCUGUUGAUAUUCUUGUUAGGUGUUGUUUUGGCAUUUAUAAGGAAGCCGAGUAUUGUACAUGAUAUCAGGUUUGGACCGUCGAAGAUGAAGGUUGUGAGGAUAACUAAAAAAGCAUGGAAGAACGGGUUUUUGAAAGGGACGAUUCCGCAGUUACCUUUGUCUGUUCUUAAUUCUGUUGUGGCUGUGUGUAAGCUGUCGUAUGAUCUGUUUCCGGAGAAGGAGUUCUCGGCUGCAUCGGUUUCGAUGACUGUUGGGUUGAUGAAUAUGGUGGGAUGUUGGUUUGGGGCAAUGCCUACUUGUCAUGGAGCAGGUGGGUUAGCUGGGCAGUACAAGUUUGGUGGGAGGAGUGGUGGGUGUGUAGCACUGUUGGGAGUAGCCAAAAUGGUGCUAGGGUUGGUGUUAGGAGGUUCAUUGGUGGGUAUAUUGGAUAAGUUUCCCGUGGGUGUGCUUGGGGCUUUGCUACUAUUUGCAGGGAUAGAGCUUGCAAUGGCUGCUAGAGAUAUGAAUACAAAGGGAGAUGCAUUUGUGAUGCUUAUUUGCACAGCAGUGUCUUUGGGCUCAAAUGCUGCCAUUGGCUUUGUAGCUGGGAUUCUUUUGUAUGUGGUUUUGUGGAUGAGGAGCUACGGACGAGUCAAGCGGAGCACCCUUCCUCUGCGAUCCGAUGAACAUCCUUGAAAGUCUUCUUUUGUGUGUUUAAGUGUUCACUCUUCUUCUUAUUCUAUACUUUCUAAUAAUAAGUUCAAAACUUCAUUGAACUGCAUGUCACUAGUCUGAUUGAUUUCAUAUGAAUACAAAGGGAGAUGCAUUUGUGAUUGUGA
Camelina sativa (false flax) is the source of this 1595-nucleotide messenger RNA. The record is from RefSeq and is a predicted model, not a curated record. NCBI's taxonomy places the organism in Eukaryota, Viridiplantae, Streptophyta, Magnoliopsida, Brassicales, Brassicaceae.